AUGGGUUUAAGAAGGAAACUAUCAGAUAUUGAAACAAUAGAUAGUGCGAAGAGACCAAAGAUUUCCACGAAGUCAAUUGCAAGCUACCUGAGUUCAAUAGAUGUCAAAAGAUUGGAUUUCGACAAAGAAAAGAUUUGCUCAGUAACUCUUUCUCCCUUGAACGUAUACUGCUGUCUGGUAUGUGGUAAAUACCUGCAAGGUCGAGGCGAAAGUAGUGUUGCCUUUCUUCAUUCUAUUCAAGAGGACCACCAUGUCUUUGCAAAUCUACAAAACACACGAAUUUACCUUUUGCCUGAAAACGAUGAACUAGCUAAUGCGCCAAUCUUGCAACGCAUACGAUUCGCGAUAUCCCCAUUGUACAGUAAAGAAGACUUAGACAGCUAUCCUAAAAAUUGCUUCGAUGUUCUGAAUAAUUCAUAUUUGAAUGGCUUUGUGGGGUUAAUUGAGCCAAAAAACACCUCCUCUUUCACCACUAUAUUGCAACUCCUCGGCCACAUUUCACCAUUGAGAGACUAUGUAGCCCUAGAAGCUAGUGAUAAAAUUUCCGACGAAAUCGUGAAACGUUUUUCGAUAGUAGUCAAAAAACUAUGGUCGCCGCACUUGUUCCGUGCACACGUUUCGCCUCAUGAGUUUUUAAACCAAGUUUUCAGUGCCUACAAGUCACCGAAUCCGGACCCCAAAGCUUUUCUAUUUUGGAUGCUCAAUCAUCUAAAUUCUUCCGAUCCAGUACUGAGAAAGGUUCUCACGAAAAAUCUGCGAGGUGAGCUCAUUAGGAAGACAACAAUUAUACGAGAGGAAAGCGUGGAGAACACAGGGCGAAACUUGAAAUUUGUGCGAGAUGAAGCUAGCACAUCAGUUCAAAAAAUAAAAUUUUUGUGCCUUACUUUGAAUCUGCCGCCGAUGCCAUUAUUUGCGGACGGAUUCGACACUAAUAGCAUACCGCAGGUCAAUAUCGAGAGCUUACUGGAAAGAUUCAUGGGAGCAGAAGAAAUUCACACCAAAGAGGGGAUACAAUCGUAUUCUUUUGUCAAAAUACCUCGAUUUCUUCUUUUGCAUGUUGACAGGUUCAAGCGGCAUGACGAUUUACCGGUUAAAAACAGAAACCAAACUCUUGUCAAAUUUCCGAACACACUUGAGCUUAAAGGAACCCAGUUUAAGUUGAUUGCCAAUGUGCUACACAAUGCUGUCAGAGGAAAGUACGUCGAAAACGAAGAGGUCGAUGAUGAGAGCGAGUGGGGAACUCAAAUCUUGGAUUCGAAUAGCCAGGAAUGGUACGAAAUACGAGGAAAAACAGUCAUUCCUAGACAAAAAGAAUUGCUCUUCUUGGGUGAAAGCUAUUUGCAAGUUUGGGAAGCGCUUGAAUGA
Molecule: messenger RNA, 1365 nt
Organism: Lachancea lanzarotensis
Lineage: Eukaryota; Fungi; Ascomycota; Saccharomycetes; Saccharomycetales; Saccharomycetaceae
Gene: SAD1
Product: LALA0S08e04940g1_1
Exons: 1
Coding region: 1-1365 (454 amino acids)
Biological process (GO): protein deubiquitination
Molecular function (GO): zinc ion binding; cysteine-type deubiquitinase activity
Source: RefSeq, a predicted model, not a curated record